Molecule: messenger RNA, 2478 nt
Organism: Cicer arietinum (chickpea)
Lineage: Eukaryota; Viridiplantae; Streptophyta; Magnoliopsida; Fabales; Fabaceae
Product: protein CNGC15a
Biological process (GO): potassium ion transport; transmembrane transport
Cellular component (GO): membrane
Molecular function (GO): voltage-gated potassium channel activity
Source: RefSeq, a predicted model, not a curated record
UUGUGGUUGAGCUCUUAAAUCAAAUCUUUUCCAAAUAAUUUUGUUACACCUUUAUAUAAGUUUUCUUAUAUUUCCUACUUUCCCUGCAAUGUAAAAGUUGAACUAUACAACAAUGGCUUCUGUUAGAUCAAGAUCUGUAAGGUUUACUGAUAAUCUUGAAAUGAAGAAAUUAGAGGAAGGUGAAGAUAGUGAAAUGACAAUGAUGGCUUAUGAGAUGAGUAAUAAUCAACACAAGCAUGAAAAGGAUACAAAACACAAGUUAUCAGCAAAUGGAAGAGAACUUUCAAGAGUGUUUUCUGAAGAUUAUGAUGCAGAAGAGAUAUUAAUAUUAGAUCCUAGAGGACCUAGAGUAAAUUUAUGGAACAAAAUUUUCUUAGCAGCUUGUUUGGUUUCAUUGUUUGUGGAUCCACUUUUCUUUUACUUACCAGUUGUUAAGAAAGAAAAGUGUAUUGAUAUGUCACUUGGUCUUGAAGUUUCAUUAACCAUAAUUAGGACUAUGGUUGAUGCAUUUUAUAUUUUUCAGAUUUAUGUUAAGUUUCAAACUGCUUAUAUUGCUCCUUCAUCUCGUGUUUCUGGUAGAGGAGAACUCAUUAUUGACUCAUCAAAAAUUGCAUCAAAUUAUUUGAGUAGAGACUUUUGGGUUGAUCUUGUGGCUGCACUACCACUUCCUCAGGUACUGAUUUGGGGUGUAAUACCAAAUAUGAAGGGGUCAGAAAUGAUUGCUUCAAGGCAUGUAGUGCGCCUUGUGACAAUUUUCCAGUUCUUAUUGAGAUUGUAUCUUAUUGGUCCUCUAAAAGCUGAAAUCAUCAAGGCAAAUGGAGUAAUGAUGGAAAAAGCUUGGGCUGGUGCAGCAUAUAAUUUGACACUCUACAUGCUUGCUAGUCAUGUUUUAGGAUCUUGUUGGUACUUGUUAUCAAUUGAAAGACAAGAUGAAUGCUGGAAGAAAGUUUGCACACUUCAAUAUCCACACUGUCAGUAUCAUUAUCUUGAUUGUGAAAGCAUAGGUGAUCCAAAUAGGAAUGCUUGGCUUAGAUCAAGCAACCUCUCAGGUCUAUGUGAUCAGAACAGUGACUUCUUUCAGUUUGGAAUUUUUGCUGAUGCUCUCACUUUGGAAAUAACUGGCUCAGAAUUCUUAAACAGAUACUAUUACUGUCUUUGGUGGGGACUCAGAAAUCUAAGCUCUGCAGGACAGAAUCUCUUAACAAGUACACAUGUUGCAGAGAUAAACUUUGCUGUGAUUGUUGCAAUUCUUGGAUUGGUGCUUUUUGCACUACUCAUAGGCAAUAUGCAAACGUACCUUCAAUCCACCACUAUAAGGCUGGAAGAGUGGAGAAUUAGAAGGACAGAUACAGAAAGAUGGAUGCAUCACAGACAGCUACCUCGUUACCUGAAGCAAAAUGUUCGACGGCAUGACCAAUUCAGAUGGGUAGCUAAUCGUGGUGUGGACGAAGAAGCUAUCCUCAGAGACCUUCCUGUUGAUCUCAGACGUGACAUUAAACGCCACCUUUGCCUUAAUCUUGUUAGACAAGUACCACUAUUUGAUCAAAUGGAUGACAGAAUGUUAGAUGCGAUAUGUGAAAGGCUGAAGCCAACACUAAGCACAUCAGGAACUUGCAUAGUUCGCGAAGGCGACCCCGUCACCGAGAUGCUCUUCAUUGUUCGAGGACGCCUAGAUUCUUGCACAACAAAUGGUGGCAGAACAGGUUUCUUCAACACCUGCACAAUAGGCUCAGGUGAUUUCUGUGGUGAAGAGCUUCUACCAUGGGCCUUAGACCCUCGUCCAACCGUUGUACUUCCUUCAUCAACUCGAACCGUGAAAGCCAUCACCGAAGUCGAAGCCUUUGCACUCAUCGCCGAGGAUUUAAAAUUCGUAGCAGCACAGUUCCGAAGAUUACACAGCAAACAACUGAGACAAACAUUUAGAUUCUGUUCUCAUCAGUGGAGAACAUGGGCUGCAUGUUUUAUACAAGCUGCUUGGUUUAGGUAUAAAAGAAUGAAAGAAAGUAAUGAGGUUAAGGAAAUGGAGAAUCUUAUGAUGAUGGAAAAUGUGCAAUGUUAUGGAAAUGAUGAUAGUCAGUAUUUCUCUGCACCUUUGCAGGCACCUAAGGGAUCAAGUUAUUCAAUGUAUUCUGGUAAACUUGUUGGUAGUUUAAGGAAAGGUAGGAGCAUGAGAUAUGGUUCUGAAGAUAUUAUUGGUUCAUUAUUGAGGAAGCCACUUGAACCUGAUUUUAAUGAUGAUGGUGGUUAAAAGAAAUUCAGGAGUUAAAAGUUGUCCAUGUGGAGAAGGUUUAUUAAUUAGUGUUAAUGUGUGUGUUAAUUAGGGUCAUUAGUGGACUAUGUGCUGUUUAUUAGUUAUGUUAGUUUUUUUACCAUAGUUUAGUUAUAGCAAAACUCUGUAACUAUGAAUGAACUCAUAUCAGUUUUAGGCUAGGGCCAAAGAUGGAAUUAAUGGAAAUGGAAAUAACAUAUAUUUGAGUA